Molecule: messenger RNA, 1394 nt
Organism: Dipodomys ordii (Ord's kangaroo rat)
Lineage: Eukaryota; Metazoa; Chordata; Mammalia; Rodentia; Heteromyidae
Gene: Mrps30
Product: mitochondrial ribosomal protein S30
Exons: 5
Coding region: 1-1341 (446 amino acids)
Biological process (GO): translation
Cellular component (GO): ribosome; mitochondrial large ribosomal subunit; mitochondrion
Molecular function (GO): structural constituent of ribosome
Source: RefSeq, a predicted model, not a curated record
AUGGCGGCGGCCAGGGGCUGGAGCCUGGUGUCCCGCGGCCGCGGACUGUCACUGCACACCGCGGCGAGGGCCACCGCCGCGGCGGCGGAGCCAAGCGGCUCGGCUGUCGCGGCCACCUCCGUGGCACGGUACCCGCCGAUCGUGGCCUCCCUGACGGCGAAGAGCAAGGCCGCGCGGCAGCGGCGGGUGGAGCGCUGGCAGGCGGCGGUGCACGCGGCCCCGUCCGCCGAGGAGAAGCUGCGCAUCCUCACCAAGAUGCAGUUCAUGAAGUACGUGGUGUACCCGCAGACCUUCGCCCUGAACGCCGACCGCUGGUACCAGGGCUUCACCAAGACCGUGUUCCUGUCGGGCCUGCCUCCUCCUCCUCCUCCUCCCUCCGCGGGAUCCGAACCCGCGCCGACGCCGGACCUCGCGGCCCUGCGCGCCGCGGCCUGCGACUGCCUGCUGCAGGAGCACUUCUACCUGCGGCGCCCGCGCCGCCCGCCGCUCUUCCAGGAGCGCCAGGCCAUCGCCUCGCCCUUCCUGGACCAGCUGGUGGCCACCCUCGCCACCCUGCUCAGCCCACUCAACCCGGCUCUGGCCACCGCCGCCCUCGAUUAUAAACACCCAGUUCACUUUUACUGGGUGCGUGGUGAAGAAAUUAUCCCUGCUGGUCAUCGAAAAGGUCGGAUUGAUGCUUUACGAUACCAAAUAAAUGAUACACCACACAACCAGAUUCGGAUAUCCAAGCAACUCCCAGAGUUUGUACCAUUGGAUUAUUCUAUUCCUGUAGAAAUCCCUGUAAUGAAUUGUAAACCAGACAAGCUUCCAUUGUUUAAACGGCAGUAUGAAAACGGCAUAUUUAUUGGCUCAAAAAUAGCUGAUCCAUAUUGUUAUGGUCAUACCCAAUUUCAUCUAUUACCUGACAAAUUAAAGCGGGAAAGGCUUUUGAAACUAAACCGUGCUGACCAAAUAGAAACUGUAUGUAGAGCUAAUGCUAUAGCGAGUCUUUUUGCUUGGACUGGAGCUCAAGCUAUGUAUCAAGGAUUCUGGAGCGAAGCAGACCUUACUCGACCCUUUGUGUCCCAGGGUGUGAUUACAGAUGGAAAGUAUUUUUCCUUUUUCUGCUACCAGUUAAAUACCUUGGCACUGACUGUACAGGCUGAUCAAGAUAACCCUCGUAAGAAUAUCUGUUGGGGAACACAAAGUGAGCCUCUCUAUGAGACAAUUGAAGAUAAUGACGUGAAAGGUUUUAAUGAUGACGUUUUACUUCAGAUUGUUCAGUUUUUACUGAAUAAACCUAAAGAAGGUAGAUCACAGCUUUUGGUGAAUGAAGAGAAAACACUUGAUGCAGGACUCUGAGAAUAUUUAAAUUUCAUUGAAGAAAUAAAAAAAAUUCUGCCACUUAUUAAACA